Molecule: messenger RNA, 2611 nt
Organism: Marmota monax (woodchuck)
Lineage: Eukaryota; Metazoa; Chordata; Mammalia; Rodentia; Sciuridae
Gene: Kprp
Product: keratinocyte proline rich protein
Exons: 2
Coding region: 102-1910 (602 amino acids)
Source: RefSeq, a predicted model, not a curated record
CAGGGCCCUUUAUAUAAAGACGGUCCUCUGCCCAGAUGCCUUAGCCUGAAUGAUCGCGUGUCUGCUGAGGAGGGUCCCACUCACCCACCUGCAUUACGACCAUGUGUGACCAGCAGCAGAUUCAGUGUUGCCUGCCCCAGUGCUGUGUCAAGGGCUCCUCCUUCGGCCCCUCCUUCGGGCCCUCCUUUGGCCCAUAUGCCAAUAGCGAGGUGCUGGUCCAAGCCCCUUAUGAGAUGCAAAUUUUGGAGUGUCCUACACUAUGUCCAGUUCAAAUUUCCCAGACUCCAUGCCAGUCCAAGACCACCCAGGUGAAGGGCCAAGCUUCAGGCCAGUCUAAGACCAUCCAGGUAAAGAGCCAGGCUCCAAGUAAAUCUAAAACCACGCAAGUGAAGUGCCAGGAUCCAUGCCAGUCCAAGACGACACAGGUGAAGUCCCAGGCUCCUUCCCAGACUCAAAUUUCCUGCGUUCAGUGCCAGGCUCCAUGCCAGCCUGAGGUUUCCUACGUGCAAUAUGAAGUCCCAUGCCCUGCUCAGACCUGCUACGUACAAUGUGCUCCAGUUUGUUACACGGAAACUCGCUAUGUGGAAUACCCAGUCCAGACCUACGUGCCGGCUCCAGCUCCCCAGCCUGUGCACACCUACGUGGAAUGCACACCAGUGGGCCAGGCUCAGGGAGGCUUCUCCACCCAGGGCCAGUAUCAAGGUUCCUAUGGCAACUGCGCCUCCCAGCGUCAGCGUCAGUCCCAGGGUUCCUACGGCAGCUGCGCCCCCCAGCGUCAGUCCCAGGGUUCCUACGGCAGCUGCGCCCCCCAGCGUCAGUCCCAGGGUUCCUACGGCAGCUGCGCCCCCCAGCGUCAGUCCCAGGGUUCCUACGGCAGCUGCGCUCCCCAAUGCCAGACCCAGGGUUCCUAUGGGAGCUUCAGUGGGCAGCGACGGUCGCAGAGCACCGGCCAGUGCCUCCCUCCGCGCCGGCUGCAGCCUUCCUACCGCAGCUGUUCCCCGCCACGACGUUACAGCAGCUGCCUGCCAUCACGAUGCCCUUCAGGUUCCUACAACUACUGCACCCCACCCCGCCGCUCGGAACCCAUCUACCACAGCCACUGUCCCCGCGGCCGCCCUUCAAGCUGCUCGCAGAGAUGUGGGCCCAAGUGCCGAGUGGAGAUCUCCUCCCCGUGCUGCCCCAGGCAAGUCCCACCACAGAGGUGUCCUGUCCAGAUCCCUCCCAUCAGAGGCUGCUCUCAGAGCUGUGCCCCACAGCCCUCUGGGGGUGCUUCCUGCCCAGAUCUGAGGCCACGUGUAGAGCCACGUCCAUUCCCAAGGUCCUGCCCGCCGCAGCGCAUUGACCGAUAUCCAGAGCCGUCUAGGCAACGAUGCCCACUUCCUGCUCCACGUCCCCGGCCUCGCCCAGAACCAUGCAUAAUUCCAGAACCUCUCCCGUGUCCCCCAGCACGGCGAUUUUCAGAACCCUGCUUGAGUCCAGAACCACGUCCAGCUCCGUGUCCAGCUCCACGCCCAGCUCCCAGGCCUCGCCCAGUGCAGUGUGAGAAUCCAGGGCCGCGCCCAUGCCCACAGCCCUGUGAGCGCUCAGAGCCAAUUCCCCUUCCAGCACCCUGCUCAAGCCCUGAGCCGUGUGGGGAGCCUAUUCGAUGUCCCAGCCCCUGCUCCAGCCCAAAUCCGAUCCCGUACCCACAAGACCUAGGCUGUUGUGAGUCCAAUCCGUGCCGUUUGGACACGGAAGGCCCCAGCUACGGCCCAUAUAGUUGCAACCAGGGGCAAGAGAGUGGUGCUGGCUGUGGACCUGGUGAUGUGUUUCCAGAGCCACAGGGCUCAGGUGGCUGCGGAGACCAGGGAAGUGGCUUUGCUGGUGUCAAAGGUGGGCCUUUUUCAGGAGCAAAGGGUGCCUAUUUUUAAAGGGGCUGAGAUGCCCGCUGUCUCCUGCCUGGGAAACCUUGCCCUUCCUCUCCCUCUUCCACCAGCAACAAUUUCCAGCGUGUUCUUGUUCGCAUCUCUCCAAAGACACCUAAAGGCUCCCUGCUUCAAAGGCCACGUCCCUGCUCCUUUUCCUAUGAUCUCAGGUUCCACACCUCAGUCUUAGACGUCUCUCCAGCAGCAAGUCGACCCAGUCCCUACACAUCUUCAGCCCUAGCCAGACCAGCCAGGCCACCAGGGCACGUGGUGGAUGCUCCUUAGGACAAUCCCUAGGUGUCCAUACCUCCAAGCCUGUGAUCACUCUCUCCCUCUGCUGGGAUCAUUUCUCCCCCAUGACCCAGCAUCCAAAACCUACCCAUCUUUCAGUGCCUCUGCCUUGGAGAUUCUUGCCUCUUCCCACCAAUAGGAACCUGUGCUAAUUUCCUAGGACCCACUGCACUGGCCCCACCACCCACUUGACAACUGCUUCGCAAUAUCUCUUGAAUUGUUAUUCCCUAGUCAGGUGUGUCUGUUUCAUAGGCUCAGCUAGAUUGUGAACUCCCAUCCGAGGAGUCAGAAUAUCCCCGAAUUUCUGUGCCUCCCUUGGGGCAGGCAGCUGCUCACAAGGACUUGUGGGUCAGCAGCUUAAGCUAUCCUGAUGGACAACAGAGGAGGCCACCUAGCAAUAAAGAUCUUGACCUACU